UAAAGUCGUUGCAUGUUCACCAACCUAAGUCAAUAUUAUGCGGAGUGACACGGUUGAGUAUUUUUUGUUUGUUGAAUUGAAAUAGUGGGUAAAUGGGAUUUGGGAAAAAGACGAUCAAUUUGCAGUUAUCAAACCUGGUUUUGCCAUGUGGAUCGUCUUAUUGCUAGUAUUGGCUGGCAGUUUGGGUGAACAGCUCGAUGAUACUGGAGAAACCGAUGGAGAUUCUUCUAGAAAAAUACUUGGAUCCAGCGUGGUUACGUCAGUAUCGGUCGUUAUGGAUACUGGCAAUGGAACGAAAACGGUAUUUGCCGACGCCGUUGGAAAUCCGCAAGUCAGGCCGGCCAGCGCAUCCGAAGUCGCGAGUCCCAUCGAACUGUUGAACCCCGACAGGUACGAAUUCUACACGUUCGACGAUAAUGGCGACUUGGUGAAAAGACUCAUGUCUCUCGAAGAAAUUAAAAGCAUAAUAGCGACCGGAGACACCGACGCUUUCGAUUUGGACACCUUCAGCUCCAAUGGUUUCGUACCCGAAAAAAGAGUUACUGAUAUUAUCAACAACGUUCAAAACGUUUUGAAGGAAGAGAUAGAAACGCAUAAAAGUCCUGCGACCGAUUCCAAACCGAUAUUCGAUACUCCCGACGUCAGCGAUUCGUGGAGUAUGAUUUUGCCGGCAGUUUUCGGAAAUUCUGGUGGCGACAUCAACCCGGAAAAACCGAUCGUUCACGUGACGGCAGAUACGUUCAUGGUUGAGCCGAGUUCCUCUACUUAUUCGACGACGAUUAACUUACAAUCGAAAAAUAAAAGUCCUACUACCCCGGUGUUAUACUCAAACGUUUUUACAGGCAGUUCGACGACACAGUUUACCACACCUAGUUCACCGGAAUCUUCGAUCAAAGUAGAAACAUUUUCGAACGGUCAGUCAACGACUUCGAAAAAUAAUGCUCCAGAACAAAUAUAUUUCCCGGACGACCAAAUUUUCUCAACGUCUGCUAAAAUAAGUCCAACACUAUCUGAAUCACAACAGUUAACAUCGUUAAUGCCGGAAAUAUUUGUGUCGUCCAGUACAAAUACAUUUACACCAUUUCCGCAAGGCACAUUUUCCUCUUCGAGUCUCUCGACAAUGUCAUCGCAAUCAACUUCAUCACCGCCCGUAAUUCCCACAAGAUAUUCGUCAAUUUUACCAUCUUCGGCAUCGGAUGUGCCUCUCGUACGAAAUCGAUCUACAACUACGUCCUCGCCAGCAAGUACGCACACUUCUGUCCAAAAUCUGACGACUUAUAAGCCCGCUACAAAAACACCACUAACUCCCGUUACAAUACCCAACCAAGGGGUAAUUGCGCAAGAGAUUCCGGCAACACCCUCGACAGAAUUGCCUAUCCUUCAAUUGUCUACGCUGGUGUCAAAUAAUGGUAUAUCUCAGUUGGAUAACAGGUUCGGUGAAACUAAAACAACUACAGACUCAACUACAUUGAGUACCAUAACUCCAGAAAUUACGACAACUAUAGAACCAACCACUCUUCAAGCGAAUAUGACUUCCCAAGAAAAAAUUACCACGCUGAAGUACGAAAAAAAUAAUGCCAGUCAUCAACCUCUUGGUCUAGACCAGAAUCUGUCAGCUUCAGAAAUAUUAAACCAACUUCUAUUUACCACAAACAUUUACGAAAUUAAUACUGAGCUGAAUACUGCAAAUAAGAAUAACAUUGAAGCUGAAAGUUUAACUACGGUUCAAUACAACCAGCAAGAAACUAGUACGACACAAGAACUGCUAACAGAUAGCAUACCCACUGAGAAAGAAUUUAAUACGCCCGAGACCACCACUGAUUUUAGCAUAAUGCAAAGCAUAGAACAGUUAUUAUCUCAAGCGGUAAACGAUGCAGAUGUACCGAAUAAUUUAACGGAUGAUGCAGUUAUUCAACAACACAUUUUAGAAAAUUUAUCUCAAACGAAUAUGUCUGAUUUGGUUAAGGAGUCAGCCACUUUGGCCUCGCAAAUUAUGCUCGACAAUGACAAGAUGGACACAAUAGAAAGAAUAAAUGAAGAUAACCAACUUAAAACAACUACAAUUCAACCACCGAACACAAUAAAAGGUGAUAAUUUUGGCUCAACGCCUGAAACACUUACAAGCACAUCAUAUUUAAGUAUAGAGACUACAGAAACAUCUACUACAGAAAAAGUGCCACUGGAAACCACACGAUUCGCAGAUGAAAAUCAGGUAGAGAACGAUGCGGCUACAGAAACAAUAGUAUUAUCUGAAAACAAAACACCUACAACGGAAAAAUACCUAAAUCUUGACGAGCCUGCACGUAUAAUAAAUAUCACUAUCAUCAACUACAAUUCUGACGACAAAGUAAAUGAAAGUAUUCAAUCAAAACCUGCAAAUUACAAAAAGCAUGAUGAUCAUGAAGACGAGUUAUUGAAUAAUAACGAAAGUCUUAUCACAACAACAGAAGAAGAAAAGGACACAAAAACUACUACCAAAGUGGACUACACAAACGCAGGAACGACUUUAGGCGAUGCAGACUGGACUACUACACUAAACUAUAUGAUAACUGAGCCGUCAACGGAAGUAACAUCUGGAUAUUCCUCGCAGUUAGAUGAGAUCACUAUACAGACUGCCACGACAAACAAAACUGUGUCACCCCCAACAUCAACUAAACCCCGAAUACCAUCUAUAGUUAUUACGUUGACUAAAAACGGUUCUUCAAUUACUGAAAAGACAACGGUCGAAUUAAAUAAGACUGAUUCGGCGGAUAUUACCAGUACCAUAGCCUCUGCUAAUAUUGCUACAAAAGGCACUACAAUGGCACCAUUAACGCCACAUAAUGAAGCCACCUGGACUCUAGUAUCUACUCUGACGCCCUACGAGAAAGUUUCCACAGAGAGCCCCGAGACAUCAUCUAAAAUACAAUACCCAGAAGUUGUAGAUCUCCCGGUACCGAUUGAUUUGGUACCGAAGCCAAUUCAAGGCUUCGGUCUCGAAGAUACCACAGCAAGUUUAGACACUGAUAUCUACCAGUUUGUGCAAUUGUGUAACGAACUAGCAUUCGGUUUCUGGAAAACAUUGGCGAAUGAUCUAAACGCGUCUAGAAGCAUUUUUGUUUCUCCAUUCGCUGCAACAUCUAUGUUAGCAAUGGUGUUUUUAGGAGCCAGGGGUGCGACAUCGGGAGAGAUGAACGAAAUUUUGAAACUUGAUGACAUGGUAACGUUUAAUCCUCAUCUAAUAUUUAAGGAAGUGUCUGAGUCUAUCAAUAACGAGCAAGAUUCUGGAAUAGCCACAUCGGUUAUUGGUAGGGAGCUGUUCAGCGAUAAGAGUAGAGGCAAGCUCUUGGACUUUUACAAGAACAGAGUGAGAGCGUUUUACGACGGGUAUGUGGAAGAAGUUAAUUUCAAAGAAAUCGGAGACGUCAUCAGACGCAGAACAAAUCUUUUGGUCAAAAAGCAUAGCCAUGGGAGAAUACCAGAAUUUCUCAAGGACGGAUCGCUUAAUGCAAGAUCUCCUUUAGCCGGAAUUGGUGUUAAUAUUUUCGAGACGGAUUGUUCCCAAACUUCUGUAGGGGGUCGAGACGGAGAAAUUCACUUUGUGGUGUCGCCUUCAAUUAGACAAAGACGUCUCAUUCCGAUUCCGGCAGUCGUAUACAAAUCCGGAUUUCUAGCAGGCUAUGAACCCAGCUUGGACGCGACUGCCAUUUCGUUGGGCACGAAGGACCAAACAAUAAGUACCAUCUUCGUUAUCCCGGGUCAACAGGGAAUGCCGGGUCCCGCCGACAGUUUACAUAGAUUGGAAAAACGUUUAGUCGAAAGUUCUUUUAGAAAAGGUGCCUGGUCUAGAUUAUUACGUUCACUUAUACCCCGUCCGGGUUUAGAACUUCAAAUCCCACGAUUUUCACACCGAUCCAUCGUAAAUACGACGUCAUCGUUACAAAAAAUGGGGCUUCACGCGCUAUUUGACGCCGAAACGGCCGAUCUCAGAGGUCUAAACGGAGUCGCUAACGAGCUCUAUUUGUCCGACGUCCUCCAGAUCAACAGUUUUACCACCUGCGGUGAAAGAGGUAUUGGGGAAACGCAUCAUUCUGAAGUAUAUCCUGCAACUCUCCAUAGAUCAAGAUCCGCCAGGCUGUUGGGAGGCUUGAUAUCAGGAAUGGGUUUGGAAGAGCCCGAAGAAUAUCAAAGGUCGUUCUACGAUCCUCUGCAAGAUUCGGAAUUAUUCUCUCUGCCGUUAUCUCUCAGACCACGUCAGGCUAGAGUACCAGAACUUCCGAGAUUACGGUUCGAUAGGCCGUUUUUGUAUUUCGUCAGGCAUAACCCCACCGGGUUAAUUUUACACAUGGGCCGAUUUAACCCCAGAUUAUUGCCGUAAACUCCGUAGAAUUACAACAGAAAUACUGAUAUAGCUAAACGAAGGUGAAGUGUCAAGCUUUAAACAUGUAAAAAAGUCGUCAUAUUUAACGUUGGUUGAAAUACUGGAACACCAGAUAGAAUUGACAAUUGCGUUUGUAAUUCCCUUUUAUUUAUGAACUUGAAAAAAUUAAGACUGUCUACAGACUGAGAUAGUGCCAACGGUAAUUAAAUUCGCAACGUUGUUGAAAUAGCCAAGGAAAAGGGGAAAUGCUUUUGUAUAUUGACUUUAUUCUAGGGUAAGACAAAAAAGUAUUAAUUCCAACUUGUACAUAUUUAUUACUAUAUAGAAAUAAGAAGCAGAUGUAAUUAAUAUCACCGCAAAAGCCGUCAAAUUGGUAACGACGAUUUUAUCAACCGCUACACGAAAAAAAAAUUAUAAUUUAAAUAGUUGAUAAUUGACACCGUCACAAGUAUCAAUAUUUUAAUAAAUCUUACGAGUCGAUGGUUGCAUAAAGUUUAAUGUCAAGCAAUAAAUUUCUUUCGAUAUUCUUUACACUGCUUUAGUUUAGUUAAUUAUGUUAAAAAAUUAGUAAGUUAUUGUAGUGCUAGAAAAUUUUAAAUAAAACGAUAUAUAAGAUAUUUUAACGUACCUCAACUUACCCCGUUUAGAAAAAUCCUGCGGCUGUUACUCUCUAUUUAAUUGUGAUGCGGACUUGAGUUCGUUUAGAUGGAUUUAUAUACGAAGUUUUAAUAGUUUUAAAGCACUAAGCAAAAAAAAAUAUUUUUUAAAAUUUAAAUAAAACGCCUUGGAAAUCAACGAGUCAAACUUUAUUUAAGUGACUGCGACUGUGUCCACACUUUGACCUAAUUAGCACGCCGUCUAGUCAUCCUACUUAUAUAGUCACCUUAUUUAACAAUUCUCGAUUGUUACCGGGUGGCACUCAACUACGUUAAUUUAAACAGGUAUGAGGUAAUAUAUACUCAUGAAGUGGCAUAAUAUAAUCUAAUAAUAUAAUCCCACGCUGAUGCCGAAUCGAUAUUUUGUUUGGUAAAAUUCGAAAAAAUAUGUCUAUUUUUUCGUAACCUUUUCCAGUCCAAGUCACUAUCAGUCUGACAAUCCCGGUGCCCAGAAUUUUGUGUGUGGCCUCAGGCAUCCCGCUGCGACCUGAGGAUUUAUUGCUAGCAGAAAGUCUAUUAUUCAGAUCCUUAAGUCUUAUGGACACGACUCCUAGUUUUGAGUACCUGAUUCUUCCCACUGCCGAGCUCUGCACAGUAUAUGCUCUGCCGUUUCCUCAUCUUCCAUGUACCAGGUCGUCAUUGGUGAGGCCGAUCUUGUGCAUAUGGCGUUUGAGAUUGCAGUGUCGAUUCCAGUGCACAUUCCUAAGAGAAUUUUCAGAUUUGAUCUGUUCAUUGCUAGUAGGCUGCUGGUCAUGCGUUUCUUUGUGCGAUACUAUCAACGUCUUUGAAUGGGCCACCACUGGUAAUGGCAAUCAGCAUGCUUGUGUAUCCUCUGCUUUGAAUGCAUUCGUUUUGCGAUUGGCGUGAUAUGGCCAACAUCGGCGGCGGAACUUUGCUUGCUAGGAGUUUGACUUUUUCAUUAUCUUCCAGCCCGCUAUUCCCUAGUACCCAUGUCAGCGUUGCCUCAUAAUGGCACCCUUACAUCAAACUGAGGUGUUUUUAGUCAUUUCAUAGGUUAAUUUCGAUUCAUAUGUCACUGAUAUCCUAGGAAUCAUGUCUGAUAGUUUAUUCAGAAUGCAUUUCCAUCAAAUGGGUACUCUUCAUCACCCAUGAUUGCGUGUUCACCGAAGCCGCUUGAAAAAGUCUGUGGCAGUUGUAGGCGUGGUGCUGAGGACACCAGUAAUUGUCAUAGACCUGCCUCUACAAGCUAGCAAUUUUCGGCUGGACCAGUGUUAUGGCCAAGGUAUACACAACCAUUCGCCAUGUCUAGAGCGAUCUCCCGCUUUUCUCAAUAAGCUCUAGUUUAGCAUUUUAUAUAGGUAUCCAGAUAUUUUGCUUCGGUUAAGGUUGCCCUAUUAAAGAAAGUACCAAACACUCCGGUUUUCUCCUGGGAGUGACUACUACAACUUUUACAGUUUUCCAUUUGUAUAUAGUAGGGUUGCUUGGAGGGUAAUUGAAAUUCUCUUUUGGCUUUUUCCUCUAAUUAUGACAACCACAUCCUGUGCAUAUGCAUUUAAAACCACCUUUUCCCACAGUUUGAGGAUGGCCAGCAGGUGGUUCACCUGUAGUUGGGUUAGGUUUUAGUGAAAAAUUUGAAGAGGGCCAUUUUUGUUUAAAAUUGCUGUAUCUAAAUUGAGAAAAAUGAAAUGUAGCUGUUUAGCAUAUAAAUUUAUGAGAACUUUUUUUUAUUUAUU
This is a messenger RNA of Cylas formicarius (sweet potato weevil), 6710 nucleotides long. RefSeq names its product mucin-2. NCBI's taxonomy places the organism in Eukaryota, Metazoa, Arthropoda, Insecta, Coleoptera, Brentidae. The record is from RefSeq and is a predicted model, not a curated record. The coding region runs from base 146 to 4357 and encodes 1403 amino acids. Gene Ontology annotation, molecular function: serine-type endopeptidase inhibitor activity. The transcript has 6 exons.